This is a messenger RNA of Racocetra fulgida, 339 nucleotides long. NCBI's taxonomy places the organism in Eukaryota, Fungi, Glomeromycota, Glomeromycetes, Diversisporales, Gigasporaceae. The record is from the annotation of a GenBank genome assembly.
AUGGCUUUUAGGCAAGCUCAUGAAAAUAUCACAUCCAACUUAACUAGUUUAUUUGGAUCAAUACGUUCUAUUUAUCAUUCAUCGAAAUAUAUAUUUGAUGAUGAUCAAGCAGUUACUAAAGUUAAAGAUGAAGAUCUUUUUAAACAGUUGGAAUACAUAUCGCAAUUACAUAAUGGAAUGAAAUUCAAUCAAGGUGAUGAUCUUAUGUGCAUAGAUAUCAGCAAUCCGGGCGAAGAUGCAAAUCUUAACUUAAGCAUGGAAACUAUAAUAUCACAAUACCAUCAUACAGAAUCUCUUAUCGAUGGAUUAUUGAGGGAUCUAGAAAGAACAGAAAGGUGA